This is a messenger RNA of Penicillium odoratum, 1095 nucleotides long. Its product is annotated as LLM class flavin-dependent oxidoreductase. The transcript has a single exon. Gene Ontology annotation, molecular function: oxidoreductase activity, acting on paired donors, with incorporation or reduction of molecular oxygen. NCBI's taxonomy places the organism in Eukaryota, Fungi, Ascomycota, Eurotiomycetes, Eurotiales, Aspergillaceae. The record is from RefSeq and is a predicted model, not a curated record. The coding region runs from base 1 to 1095 and encodes 364 amino acids.
AUGCCUACUGAAUUUAUCAGUCUUACCUUUCCCAAUGCUUCAACGGAGCUAAACCCAAUUCCUGGUGCGGCGAUUGAUCCGGCGUACUUGACCCGAUAUGCCCGGUCCUUGGAUGACUAUGACUUCAACUACACCUUGGUGCCAUACGAUUCCUCCUAUUUUGACCCCUUCACCGUCGGUGCCACUAUCGCCGCCGUCACCAAAAACCUCAAAGUGAUCAUCGCGCUCCGUCCAAAUACCCUCUAUCCAACCGUCGCCGCCAAGGCCCUGGCAACGCUGGACCAGCUCAGCAACGGUCGAGCCGUCGUCCACUUUAUCGCCGGUGGAAGUGACGUGGAACAAGCCAGAGAGGGUGACUUCCUCAACAAAGAACAGCGAUACGCGCGUCUCGAGGAGUACAUCCGCAUCCUCCGCCGAGCAUGGGAAUCCGCUGACCCAUUCGACUGGGACGGCGAGUACUACCAGUUCAAACAGUUCAGCAACAAGGUGCGCCCCGUCAACGGAACCAUCCCCGUCUCGGUCGGCGGCUCCUCAGAUGAAGCCUAUCGCAUCGGCGGUUCCCUGGCGGAUAUCUUCGGACUCUGGGGCGAGCCACUCAAGGAGACAAAAGAGCAGAUCGAUCGAAUCUACGCCGAGUCAGACAAGGCGGGUCGUCCUGUGAGCGAACGACCACGUAUCUGGGUUACGUUCCGUCCUAUUGUCGCGGAGACUGAUGAGCUUGCCUGGGCAAAGGCACAUAAGACCUUGGAUGCGUUGAACGCACAUCGCGCGAAUGGACAAGGGAAAGCGCCGGCUAAUGCGCCGCCCCCUCAGAAUGUGGGAUCCCAGCGGUUGCUGGAUAUUGCUGCUCGUGGUGAAGUUCAGGAUCGUGCUCUUUGGUACCCUACUGUCACUGCGACAAAUGCGCGUGGAGCUUCUACCGCUUUGGUCGGAUCGCAUCAGACUAUCAUUGAUUCUAUUUUAGAUUAUGUUGAUCUUGGUGCUGAGCUUAUAUCUAUUCGCGGGUAUGAUAACCUUAACGAUGCUAUUGACUACGGACGGUAUAUUUUGCCCGGGGUGCGCGGGGAGCUGCAGAAGCGGGGAAAUGGUGCAUGA